Morus notabilis is the source of this 2523-nucleotide messenger RNA. Its product is annotated as methylcrotonoyl-CoA carboxylase subunit alpha, mitochondrial. Bases 88 to 2295 code for a protein of 735 amino acids. The record is from RefSeq and is a predicted model, not a curated record. Gene Ontology annotation, cellular component: mitochondrion. NCBI's taxonomy places the organism in Eukaryota, Viridiplantae, Streptophyta, Magnoliopsida, Rosales, Moraceae. Gene Ontology annotation, molecular function: metal ion binding; ATP binding; methylcrotonoyl-CoA carboxylase activity. The transcript is spliced from 16 exons.
ACUUGAUACUUUCGAACUGUUUGUAAAUUGAACGCAUUUCUCUUCUCUCCCAUUUCCUGCGCUCUUUCAGUCACUGAGGUCAAAACGAUGGCGUCCCUGGCCGCCGUGUUCCGGCGAAAACUCUCCGGCAAAGUGUUCCACGUUCAUGUGAUGAGAGUUCGAUGGUUCUCGGAUUCCGCUUCGGGUUCGAAUCGAAUAGAGAAGAUUUUGGUCGCGAACAGGGGGGAAAUCGCGUGCAGGAUCAUGAGGACCGCCAAGCGCCUUGGGAUUCGGACCGUCGCCGUCUACAGCGACGCCGAUAGGCACGCUCUCCACGUCAAGUCCGCCGACGAGGCCGUGCAUAUCGGGCCUCCUCCUGCUCGCCUGAGCUACCUCAGCGCCUCGUCGAUUCUUGACGCCGCAGCUCGUACGGGCGCUCAGGCUAUCCAUCCAGGUUAUGGUUUCCUAUCGGAAAGUGCUGAAUUUGCUCAGCUUUGUGAAGAUAAAGGUCUGAUAUUCAUAGGACCUCCUUCGUCUGCAAUUCGGGACAUGGGCGAUAAAAGUGCGUCGAAGAGAAUAAUGGGUGCAGCAGGUGUGCCGCUUGUGCCCGGAUAUCAUGGUAGUGAACAGGAUAUUGAGGUGAUGAAAUUAGAAGCAGAUAAAAUAGGAUAUCCUGUCUUAAUAAAGCCCACUCAUGGGGGCGGAGGAAAGGGUAUGAGGAUCGUGCAGAGUCCGGAUGAAUUUGUUGAGUCUUUCUUGGGAGCUCAACGUGAGGCUGCUGCUUCAUUUGGUGUAAACACAAUAUUGUUGGAGAAAUAUAUUACACAGCCAAGGCACAUUGAAGUCCAGAUAUUUGGGGACAAACAUGAGAACGUUCUACAUUUGUACGAGAGGGAUUGCAGUGUGCAGAGAAGACACCAGAAGAUAAUUGAAGAAGCUCCAGCUCCAAAUAUUUCUGAUGACUUCCGGUACCACUUGGGUCAAGCUGCUGUAUCUGCUGCCAGAGCAGUUGGUUACCACAAUGCUGGCACUGUGGAGUUUAUAGUCGAUACUACCUCUGGCCAAUUUUAUUUCAUGGAGAUGAACACGCGUCUUCAGGUUGAGCAUCCCGUGACUGAGAUGAUUGUAGGUCAAGAUCUGGUAGAGUGGCAAAUUCGGGUGGCAAAUGGGGAACCUCUUCCAAUUAGUCAGUCUCAGGUGCCAUUGUCAGGUCAUGCCUUUGAAGCCCGAAUAUAUGCAGAAAAUGUACCAAAAGGAUUUCUUCCUGCAACUGGAGUUCUCCAUCACUACCGUCAUGUUCCUGUAUCAUCAACUGUUCGAGUUGAGACCGGAGUUGAACAAGGGGACACUGUUAGCAUGCACUAUGAUCCAAUGAUCGCAAAGCUUGUAGUGUGGGGUGAAAAUCGUGCUGCUGCAUUGGUUAAACUGAAAGAUUGUUUGUCAAAGUUUCAGGUUGCAGGAUUACCAACCAACGUUAGUUUUCUUCAAAAACUUGCCAGUCAUUGGGCAUUUCAAGAUGGGAAAGUGGAAACCCAUUUUAUUGAACAUUUUAAAGACGACCUCUUCAUUGACCCUGAUAAUUUAGUAUUAGAAAAAGAAGCAUACGAUGCUGCAAGAUUUAGCGCAGCGUUGGCAGCUGCAUGUGUCAUUGAAAAAGAGCAUUCUGCACGGAAAGAAAAUAUUCCUGGAGGCAAUGGCUUAUUCUCCAUUUGGUAUUCUUCUCCACCUUUCAGAGUCCAUCAUUGUGCGAGUAGUACAAUGGAACUUGAGUGGGAUAAUGAAUAUGAUAUCAGUGGCUCAAAGCCAUUGACACUUUCAAUUACUUAUAAACAAGAUGGGAGCUAUUGUAUCGAGAGCAAAGAAAACAGUUAUCCUGCUUUGGAAGUCAGAGCAACAAAACUGGGCAACAAUGAUUUCAGAGUUGAAGUUGAUGGUGUCAUCAUGAAUGUCAGAUUAGCAGUCUACUCCAAGGACCAGAUCAAGCAUAUUCAUAUAUGGCAUGGAUCACAGCAUCAUCAUUUCAAGCAGAGAAUUGGGCUUGAAUUAUCCGAUGAAGAUGAAUCCCAGCAUAAGCCGAGUUUUGAAACAUCAUCUCAUCCAAAAGGAACUGUUGUGGCACCUAUGGCCGGUUUGGUGGUCAAGGUUCUGGUAAAGGAUGGGACAAAAGUGGAGGGCGGGCAACCGAUUUUAGUCUUGGAGGCAAUGAAGAUGGAGCAUGUUGUAAAGGCACCAUCUGCUGGGUAUGUCCACGGGCUUCAAGUAACAACCGGUCAGCAGGUUUCUGAUGGUGGUGCUCUCUUUAGAAUCAAGGAAUAGGACACAUGAUCGACUUUGAUGACGCCGAAGAGGAUCUGCCUCGCGGAUGUCAAUUGAAAAUUGCUCAAGAACAACGCAAGUUCUGUGUUGAAACGUUCUGUAAUUUCAUUCAUAAAAUUCUCAAAGUGUAUCAAACUUUUACCUAAAAGAAAAAGGAAAAAAGAAAACGUGAUGUAGAUUAUCUAUGCUACUGGAAAUAAAUGGAAAGAAGAAAGUUAUUUUCAUUUU